GCGGAGCCGGAUACGGGCGGCGCCGCGGCCGCCGCGGCCCUGGGGAUGGGCGGAGCCCCGGCCGCCAGUGCUGGUGGCCGCUGCGAGCGGCCGCCUCUGCUCCCGCGCGUUGCUGCUACCCAGGGUGGCGGUAUGCUGGGGAAAGGGGUAGUCGGCGGUGGCGGCGGCACCAAGGCGCCGAAGCCCUCCUUCGUGUCGUACGUGCGCCCCGAGGAAAUUCACACAAAUGAAAAGGAAGCAACCGAGAAGGAAGUAACUCUUCACUUGUUGCCAGGUGAACAACUGCUGUGUGAAGCCAACACAGUCCUGAAGUGUGUCCAGGAAGAUUCCUGUCAGCGUGGAAUCUACGGGAGGCUUGUCUGCACAGACUUCAAGAUUGCUUUCUUGGGCGACGAUGAAUCUGCCCCGGAUAAUGAUGAAACGCAGUUUAAGAAUAAGGUCAUAGGAGAAAAUGACAUUACCCUCCACUGUGUUGAUCAGAUUUAUGGAGUGUUUGAUGAGAAAAAAAAGACUCUCUUUGGACAGCUGAAGAAGUACCCUGAGAAGCUCGUCAUCCACUGUAAAGACCUCCGGGUAUUCCACUUCUGUCUGAGGUACACAAAAGAAGAGGAAGUCAAAAGGAUUGUCAGUGGCAUAAUUCAUCAUACCCAGGCCCCUAAACUGCUUAAACGAUUGUUUCUGUUUUCCUACGCGACCGCAGCACGAAACAAUCCAGCUACGGACCCCAAGAAGCACGCCAUAAUGUUUGACACACUUCAGGACUGGUUUCGGGAGCUGGAGCGGACCAAAGGCAACAUGAAGUACAAGGCAGUGAGUGUCAAUGAAGGCUAUAAAGUCUGUGAAAGGUUGCCGGCAUACUUUGUCGUCCCCGCCCCUCUUCUCGAAGAGGACAUAGCGUUCUUCCAGGGUCGUGGCAUACCAAUAUGGUGUUGGUCCUGCCACAACGGAUGCGCCCUCUUGAAAAUGUCGGCCCUGCCCAAAGAACAGGAUGACGGCAUGUUGCAGAUCCAGAAGAACUUCGUGGAUAGGAUUUACAAGACUGUCCACAGGCCCCCCUAUGAGACUGCUAAAACUGAAGACCUCUCAAGCAACUUCCUGUCCCUGCAGGAAAUCCAGAUGGCUUACUCUAAGUUCAAACAGCUGUUUCUGAUAGAUAACAGUACUGAAUUUUGGGACACAGACAUCAAAUGGUUUUCCCUGCUGGAAAGUAGCAGCUGGCUGGACAUAAUCAGGCGCUGCCUGAAAAAAGCAGUAGAGAUUAUAGAAUGUCUAGAAGCCCAAAACAUGAACGUUCUUCUUUUAGAGGACAACGCCUCCGACCUCUGCUGCCUCAUUUCUUCUCUGGUGCAAGUGAUGAUGGACCCCCACUGUCGAACCAUUUUCGGUUUCCAGAGCCUUGUCCAAAAGGAGUGGAUCAUGGGUGGGCACUGCUUCCUGGACCGCUGCAACCACCUCCGUCAGAGCGACAAGGAGGAGGCACCCUUGUUCCUGCUCUUCUUGGACUGCGUGUGGCAGCUGGUGCACCAGCACCCCCCAGCGUUCGAGUUCACGGAGACGUACCUGACCGUUUUGUCGGACAGCCUGUACAUACCUAUUUUUAGCACUUUCUUCUUCAAUUCGCCUCAUCAAAAAGAUACGAACGUGGGCAGGGAGAGCCAGGACUCACAAAGCAAGCCUUUGAAUCUGCUCACCGUGUGGGACUGGUCCGUGCAGUUUGAACCCAAAGCCCAGACGUUGCUCACAAACCCUCUUUACAUGGAGAAGCCAAAACUGGAGAAAGCCCAGCGGAAAGGAACGCAUUUCAAACAUCAAAGACAACUUUCUCUGCCCCUCACCCAAUCGAAAUCAUCUCCCAAAAGAGGAUUUUUCAGGGAAGAAACAGAUCACUUAAUUAAAAACCUGCUAGGCAAGAGAAUCAGCAAACUGAUCAACUCCUCAGAGGAGCUGCAGGACGGCUUCCGAGAGUUCUAUGACGGCUGGCACAGCAGGCCGCCCAGCUACCAGGGGCUGCUGCUGCCUCACCUUGAGGGCCCAGAGAUCAAAGUCUGGGCCCAGCGCUACUUGCGCUGGAUUCCAGAGGCCCAGAUCCUGGGUGGCGGCGGAGUGGCCACCAUGAGCAAACUCUUGGAGAUGAUGGAGGAAGUCCAGCGCCUACAGGAGAAAAUUGAGGCGAGACACCACAGCCAGGAGGCCCUCCAGGCAGAGGCUGCCUCGCCACCGAGGACCUCGGGCCGCCUGUCCUCCUUGUUCCCUUUCGCGCUGCUGCAGCGCCAUCCCUCCAAACCUGUCCUGCCCACCAGCGGGUGGAAAGCCCUGGGAGAUGAAGACGACUUGGCCAAGCGAGAAGACGAGUUUGUGGACCUAGGGGACGUGUGACUGGCCUGCUCGGUGGCGGUGAGAGAGGACCCUCGCAGGCUGGGACAGGAGGUUGGACAUGUCUGCUCUCCACGUCGGUGUGGAGGGCAAGCCUGGGUCUUCUGGAAAAGAGCUGGUUCUCAUUUCUCCCCGCCCCCAGUUCUGGAAGACUAUGCAGUUGACCACCCGUAUUUGAGUAUUAUUGAAAGGAGUUAGUGCGUGACCUGUGAAACAGCUGUGGCCGGCGUCCUCUGCGUUAGUAUCACUCGGACCCCAUGGUAGCUCCUUUACUACUUAGAAAGGGCUUUGGUUAGCUGUGCUUGGACGCUGUACGGUCCUCACAUCUUUCCUGUGCCAGCGUGCUUUAUCCAGUCGUCAGGAGUAGCGUCUCUAGCCCAUCCUGGUUCAGAGCAAGUUCAGCUUUACAUGGUGUGUGUGUGUGUGUAUGUGUGUGUAUAUGUGUGUGUGUGUUGGAUUAACAGAUUCAGACAGCGUUGUUAAGAUGUGUGGCCUUCAUUUCCAAACCGUAGCAGUUUUCCUGUGUCCUCUUGCCAUGCGUGUCACCAUCCUGACGUUUCCGACCACCCUCAGACUGUGUCACUUUAUGUGGGGGUGGGGGGCUGGCUCGUGGGCCGACAGCUCCAGGUCCCCCCCACCCUGCCCCCCCACCAGCUGUGCACCGCUUCCACCAUCCCUUCACACUCCCCGCCUUGGUGUACCUCGUCCUGGGAUCUUGCUGCUAAGCCUGUGGGUCAAACUGGGGGAAAUCUCUUAGGUUUGCCCAGAGGCGCCUCCAUUCUUCCGGAGGCACGCAGUGUUUGAAAGAGGUUGCUUCGCCUUUUUCCAACAGCAUGCCGAGGCUUCAGAGCGUCUGUGACCGCCGUCCUCAGGCGGUGUCCCCAGUUUCUGCUACCUUACAGCCUCAUGAAGAUCACUGUUGAACAUGGCUAUCAUAGGGAAGCGGUCAAGCAUAAGUUUCAGAAGUGAUGGUGACCACAUAGUACCUCAGUGAUUUAAAAAGCCAUAGAAGAAACUUGACUAUGCCUGGUAACCUUCCUGGAUCUGCUGUUUAAAUGAUCUAUAGUUUUUAAGUGCCGGAAAAGCACACUUAAGUGAGGACCCGUUUUUUCAUUCUCCGUGGAAACCUGUUCAGUUCCACAAAAGGAAGUGGGAAAAAUGAUCGAUCUCACGUCAGAAUGUUCCCUAUCAGAAGUUUGCCUUUUAUACCUGUUUGCUCUCCAGUAUGGAUUCCAAUUUGAACAUUACCUGUUUAGAAAAGCUUUCAGUUGCUGAAGGGCAAUAAGAAAAUUUGAAACUGUUGACAAAGAGGAGUUUCUGGGUUUGCACUGAAUCGUCUUUUGUACACCACAAGAAAUUGCUUUGCAAUCCUCCUCAUGCCAUAUUGAUGCUCAAGCCUUGUUGGUCUGUUCCGACGAUGGAGAUUGAGGGGAGGGCAGGAUUUAUGCAUCUGGGGCCAAACACAUGCCCAGUCUUGGUUGCCUUAAGAGUCUCACUAGUAAGGUCAGUGUAGGCUUGCAGUGGGGACUAUAAAAUGACCCUAAUUCAUUGGUUAUGUUCUGUGGGCCUUCUUAAAUUAGCACGAACCUCCUUUCCUGGCCCCACUGCCUCCCAGAUACACUGUGGAGUUAACUAGUUUUGUUACCAUAUUAUAAUGGGAAUAUUUAUACAGUAGCCUCUUCAGUCUUAAGAUCUUAGUAAUUUUCAUUCCAAAAAUGCCCGGUGUGAUGCUUUACACUCCAUAAAGUAUGGUUUAAAGGCACAAGGUCAUGGCCCCUGUCAUAGCAGUUGAAUGUGCAUUGAAAUAUUUUUCUAUGAUUUUUUAAAAGUAAAAUUACAAUAGAAGAAUAAGCUGUUUUAACAUGUAAGGUCAUGACAGUUUAUGUAUUUAUAUCUGAAAUGAGAUUUCUAUAAACUUGUAUUUGUGUACAGGAUUCUCAGUGGAUUUAUAUAUUGUGACAUUUUUAUUCAAGAUUGAGAUAUGGAUUAUGGUUAACAGUAAAAGCUAAAAUGAGAUCAUUUACUUUGUCUAAAAUGCUGCACUGUGCACGUUUGGAAAUGUAUAUUAAUUUCCUGUAUAUAAUAUCUUGAGUUUGUUUAUACCUCCAGGUUUUUACACUGAAGAUAAAUUAGCUUUAAUUACAUUAGAAACUUUUUUUUUUUUUUAAGGGAAUAAGCUGUUGGGCUAAAUCUGUAUAAAUGUGCUUUUUAUUUUCUGGAUGUUCAAUGAAAGUUUAUACUUGUAUUUCACUGCAUCGUAUCUGAUUGCAGAAAUUAAAGCACAAUUUACUGUA
This is a messenger RNA of Cervus elaphus (red deer), 4667 nucleotides long. It is a transcript of the gene MTMR12, whose product is annotated as myotubularin related protein 12. The transcript has 16 exons. NCBI's taxonomy places the organism in Eukaryota, Metazoa, Chordata, Mammalia, Artiodactyla, Cervidae. The coding region runs from base 46 to 2376 and encodes 776 amino acids. The record is from RefSeq and is a predicted model, not a curated record.